This is a messenger RNA of Closterium sp. Naga37s-1, 2478 nucleotides long. Lineage: Eukaryota; Viridiplantae; Streptophyta; Zygnematophyceae; Desmidiales; Closteriaceae. The record is from the annotation of a GenBank genome assembly.
AUGUUCAGCGAAGUUGCCAAGCUGUGGGCCGGGCACACGUCUGGCCAUGCACCCGCGCUCGGAUCUUUCCCCCCCUCGUCCGGUCACCCCGCCAGUCUCGCAGGCGAUCCAGUCGCAGGAUGGUCGCACGGGUUUGGUUCGCACGGGCAUGGUUCGCACGGCCGUGGAUCGCACGGCCGUGGUUCGCACGGUCGUGGUUCGCACGGGCGUGGGUUGCACGGGCACCAUCAGAGGGGGCACGGGCGACAGAUGAUCGACGCGCUUGGGGAGAUGGCAGGGAUCGGCGCGGGGAGCGGGUCCCCUGUGAAGCCUCGUGGCCGGCACCAUCACAAGGGCAAGGCGCACGAAGGCGGCAAGGCGGGAGUUACCGUUGCUGCUGCUGCUGCUGCUAUGCGUUCGGGCGGCGCUGGUAGCAUGGCUGAUGCUGCUGUGGCUGCUACGGCGGGCGGCAUUGGUGCUGGGGGCGGUGAUAGCGUUGCUAGUGCUGCUGAUGCGGCCGCGGAUGGUUCAGAAGGCGGGGUUGGGGUUGUAGGCAAGGGGGGGGGAGGGUUCAGGGAGAGACCGGGGGAAGGGGAAGAGGCGGAGAGAGCAGGCGCGGAGGAGGCUGGAAGAGGGGGGAAGAGGGCGGAGCGGAAGGGAGAUGCGCGCGGUAGCGGGGAGAAGGGGCAGCUGUCGGCGCUGCUGGCAAGCGGAGGGUUUUGGGGAGCGGAGGAAGAGGAGGAGGAGGAAGAGGAGGUGGGGGCGGGGGAGGGGGAGAAUGGAGGAGCGAGAGUAAGGCGAAGAACAGGCAUUGGAGAGACGGCAGGUGAUGGUGGGGAGGGCAAUGGGGAAAUGGGAGAGGGUGGGGAUGGGGAAGGGGGAGGGCAGGACGGAGGGGAAGGAUGGGCGGGGAAGAGGAGAAGGCACGAGUGGGAGCAGGACGAAACGAGCGGGGGACGACACGAGGGGGCGUAUCGCGGGCGGGGGGGCAGGGGCGGCGGAAGGGGCGGGCGGGACGACUGGCGCGGGAGAGGAAGAGGCGGAGGGGGUGGCGGAGGCGGAGGGGGGGGGCAUAGGCGGCGCAUGGAAGCGGGACCCUCGCGCGUGUCCGUCCCCUGCAAGUUCUACCUGGGUGGGCGCUGCAGCAAGGGCGCGUCUUGCCCCUUCCCCCACACAGGCGUUCCGCGGACCAAGAACGAGCCCUGCAAGUUCCAUGUAACGAAUUCGUGCCUUAAAGGGGAUGACUGCCCCUUCUCCCACGACUUGGCGCGCUUCCCCUGCAAGUACUUCCACGUGGGCACAGGGUGCUUGGACGGGGAGAGGUGCAGAUUCUCCCAUGGGAAUGCGGAGGAGAGGGAGUUGGUGCGGUUGAGAGAGAUUUGGCAGAGGGACAGGCCGUGGGGCGCGGCUGGGGAGAGGCAGGGGUUCAGAGAGGUGGAGAGGGGGAAAGAGGGGUUCAGGGAUGGGGUUGGGGGAGGGGGAGGGAGAAGGAUGGCUGGUGCUGGUGGCAAUGUGGGGGGUGGCGGCGUUAGUGCCGUUAGUGGUGCUGGUGGUCCUGGUGCUGUUGGUGCUGCUGCUGCUCCUCUUGUCGGAGGUGGGGGAGGGAGGGGAACGUGGGUGGUUAAGGUUGAGGGCAGCGCGGACAGGGGGGAGAGGACAGGCGGGAUGGGGUCAGAUGGGCGGAAGGCGGGGGGCAUGGGGGGAGAUGCGCGGAAGGAUGGGGGCAUGGGCCAAGAUGGGCGGAAGAAAGGGGGCAUGGAUGGAGAUGGGCGGAAAGAAGGCGAGAACAGCGUGGGUCACUGGGAUGGCGAGGGGAGAGGGAAGGAGGGCGGAUUGGGUGCUGUCUUGGGCAGCAGGGUGGGUGAGGAGGAGGAGGACGAAGGCAGUGCUCCGGAUCCCUAUGGUGCUGCUGGGUCAGGGCCAGGCACGCACCCAUAUGGGGUGCAUGGGGGCGACACAGACUCAUAUGAGGUUCAUGCGGGCAUCACAGGCCCAUACGGGACUAGCGCGGGUGAUGCAGACCUGUAUGGUGCGGAUGCAGGAGGGCCAGGAGCAGCAGGAUCGGCGGCAUCAGUGCACGACUUUCUGGCGCGGGCAGCAGAGUUCUUUGCUGAUGGGGGGACGGGAGGCGAGGGGGAUGCGCCGAUAUACAGCAGCACGGGGUAUAUGGGUGCAGCAGGGGGGGAUAAGGCAGGGCAUGAUCCUUACUCUUGGAAGCAUGGCAAAGACGAGGAGGGGGAGGAAGAGGAAGAGGAGGAGGAAGGGGAGGAGCAGCAGGAGCGCCCUGUGGGGAUGGUUGAAUUGGGACUGGCUUCACAGGGAGUGGAUACACGGGUUGAUCAUUUGGUUGGGGAGCUUGAGAAGCGGCCAACAGCAAUGAUAGAGCCGUUGGCUUAUAGGAAGAAUGGAGCAGUCAGUAGCGAGGAUGGUGAUUCUGAGAGGACGGGCCGAGCGAGAGCGAAUGUUGCCUUGCUCUUGAGCCAAGUGCUGGAUAGUUAG